Molecule: messenger RNA, 504 nt
Organism: Prunus armeniaca (apricot)
Lineage: Eukaryota; Viridiplantae; Streptophyta; Magnoliopsida; Rosales; Rosaceae
Source: the annotation of a GenBank genome assembly
AUGGCUACCCUUUUCAGUUUUAGGCCUUGCGGGAUGAGCAUAGAUAUUCUGGGGGACUAUAAGUUGAAGAAUCGUAGGAUCAAGACUCCAAUGAAAGCUACUAGAAUAGAGAUUGUGCGUCUGCGAACCUAUUCUGGAUUCGUGAUGACUUACCAAGGGAUGGCUAACUGCGACCAUGAGCAUAUGAUGCUCUUACUAUUCUGGCUUAACAAAUUCAUUUUUCCCAACGCCAAUGGGGGAGUGAAGCCAGAGUACUUGCAUCUGGCGAAAACCCUUCACAAUGAAGUGGGUGUGGCCACAUGCCCUUUUAUGUUAGCUUAUCUCUAUCAAUGCCUUCAUCAAAUCAAUGUAUGUGUUGGUCCGUCGCAAAUCUUGCGGCCUGGUGCUCCGGGCCGAGGGGAUGUGCGUCAACACGUGACGUCCUCCUUUUGGAUGCGGUGCGGUUGUGCGCGGGCGUGCCAGCACGGUAUACCGUGCGUCGAAGUGAUGAUGAGGUUCGGGUAG